AGAACCACAUUUGCUGCAGGAAUAUUCUUGACGAUGGAAGUAGUUUGACAACAAUACAAGUGCAUAAGACAUUAUUUUAAUGUGUGUAUAUAUUACAAAAUUUACAGGAGAUAUGUUAUAUGUUGUGUUGAGUUUUGAUGUGUUCUGUUAUGAAUAUACCAAAUUUUUUCCGCUCAAAGAAAGAGGGUCUCUGUAACCUGCAAAAGGAGUUUAAUCUUUAUAUUCUCAAACUCUUUUCGCCUCAUUUCUCUCUCUCCUCUACAAAUCUUUUUCUCUGACGCACACGCAAACACACACCCAUGGCCGUCCUCUUGCCCCAGCUGCAAUUAUCAACAGAGCAUUUCACUUCUCUAGGUUGAAGGCAGCUCAUUCCAGGACAGAGUGCGACUCAGACGCUACAGAGGAUCAUUAUGAGUGCACUUUUGGAUUACGACCAUGACUAUCAUUAUCAUGACCAUGACAAUAGUUCCAACCACAGUGACUAUGACGACAAGGAUUUUCCAGACUUCCACACAGUUUGUGACAAACAAGAGGUUCGGUCUUUCGCUGGGAUCUUUUUGCCAGUCGUCUACACCAUUGCGUUGAUCCUGGGUCUGGCCGGAAACUCGCUGGUCAUCUUAGUUUACCUUUCCCACAAACGCUUACGGACGCUGACGGAUGUCUUCAUCCUCAACCUGGCCUUCGCAGACCUCCUCCUGCUCCUGACACUGCCUUUCUGGGCUGCAGAUGCAGUGAAUGGCUGGGAGAUUGGCACAGCAGCCUGCAAGAUCACUUCAGCUCUCUACACAACUAACUUCAGCUGUAGCAUGCUGCUGCUGGCCUGCAUUAGCAUAGACCGCUAUCGUGCACUAGCCAGAGGCUCCACCACCGCCAACGCCCCAAGCAGGAGCAACGCCCGCAGGCAGAGGAUAAUCAUGUGCCUCAUGGUUUGGGGACUUGCCAUUGUCCUUGGAUUGCCAGAUAUGGUGUUCUACACCGUGAAGAAGCAGCACUCAAGUGAGCGUAAUGCCUGCCGGGCAGUUUACCCACACAGCAUGGCGCGGGCAGCUAAAGCAACUCUGGAAAUUCUGGAAGUGUCUCUGAGCUUUCUUCUGCCUUUCCUGGUGAUGAUGUUUUGUUAUUGCAGGGUUGGAAUUGUGUUGGGUGAAGCUGCAACAGCGGGUGUACGUGGUGGAAGGAGAUGGCGGGCUUUUCGGGUUUUAAUAGCAGUAGUGGGUGCAUUUCUGUUGACCCAGCUCCCCUAUAAUGUUGUAAAAUUAGUCAGAGCCCUGGAUGUGAUCUACAUUUUAGUGACAGAAUGUGAAGUGAGCAAAAACCUUGACCGGGCCAAUCAAAUCACUGAAAGUCUGGCCCUCACGCAUUGCUGCCUGAAUCCUGUGCUCUAUGUCUUUAUUGGCUCAUCCUUCAAAAUGCAUGUUCUGAAGCUUGCCAAGCGCUGUGGGCAGACAGGAAGAGGGUACCGCCAUGGCAAUGAACAGCCCACUGUCGAGAUCUCCCUUAAGUCAGGCACACAAACUCACACUCACUCUUCAUCGGACAAUGAAGAUACAAGUACGUUCACCAUAUGACACCACAAUAAAUUUACAAUGAGGACUGCCAACUAUAUUCCAGGACAUUGUUUUAAAAAUAAUAACC
Messenger RNA from Carassius auratus (goldfish), 1635 nucleotides. It is a transcript of the gene ackr4b, whose product is annotated as atypical chemokine receptor 4b. The record is from RefSeq and is a predicted model, not a curated record. Gene Ontology annotation, biological process: cell chemotaxis; G protein-coupled receptor signaling pathway; positive regulation of cytosolic calcium ion concentration. Lineage: Eukaryota; Metazoa; Chordata; Actinopteri; Cypriniformes; Cyprinidae. The coding region runs from base 411 to 1568 and encodes 385 amino acids. The transcript is spliced from 2 exons. Gene Ontology annotation, molecular function: C-C chemokine binding; scavenger receptor activity; C-C chemokine receptor activity. Gene Ontology annotation, cellular component: external side of plasma membrane; membrane.